Molecule: messenger RNA, 3373 nt
Organism: Nerophis lumbriciformis (worm pipefish)
Lineage: Eukaryota; Metazoa; Chordata; Actinopteri; Syngnathiformes; Syngnathidae
Gene: celf4
Product: CUGBP, Elav-like family member 4
Molecular function (GO): RNA binding
Source: RefSeq, a predicted model, not a curated record
GCCGACCAGGCGGAGGUUGAGCCGACCCUGCCCCCGUUUAAAAACCCAGAAGACAACCCACCGCGACUCAAAUGCAAAAAAAAAAAAGAAGAAGCAAAAAACAAAAGAGGCCAGGGAACGCGCGGAGCGUGGGUGUAAAUAGGCACGCGUGAACAACGCUCUCUCUUUUUUUUUCUCUCUUCCUCCCCUCCCUCUCUUCUUCUAUCUCUCCCUCUGUUUCCCUCUUGAUCCCAUCAAUGAGCGACUUAUUGAGCAGGACUUAAAACAUCGGGACCGGGAGGAAAAAAAGAAAGAAAAACCACAAAAAAAAAAAAAAGAGGGCAUUGCGCGCGUCUUGGCCACGCGCUACAUGUGUUUGCACGCGCGUGUCAAUAUUGGCAGGACGGCAGAAAUCCACGCGAGCGAGACUUCGUCACCUUCUGUUGCGUCUCGGCCUCAACUCGGAGCGACGAUGGCAACUUUGACCAACGGGCAGGUGGACGUCGCCGCGGCGCACGGCGUCGCCGCCAACGGGCUCGUGAACGGAUUAAGCCACGGCCACGGCCACGGCCACAGCCCGGCGGGCUGCCCGGCCACCAUCCCCAUGAAGGACCACGACGCCAUCAAACUCUUCAUCGGCCAGAUCCCGCGCAACCUGGACGAGAAGGACCUGCGGCCCCUCUUCGAGGAGUUCGGCAAGAUCUACGAGCUCACCGUGCUCAAGGACCGCUUCACGGGCAUGCACAAAGGCUGCGCCUUCCUCACCUACUGUGCCAGGGAGUCGGCCCUCAAAGCCCAGAAUGCAUUGCACGAGCAGAAGACCCUGCCAGGGAUGAACAGACCCAUCCAGGUGAAGCCAGCAGACAGCGAGAGUCGAGGAGAAGACAGAAAGCUCUUUGUGGGCAUGCUCAACAAGCAACAGUCCGAAGACGACGUGCGGCGUCUCUUCGAGUCCUUCGGCAGCAUCGAGGAGUGCACCAUCCUUAGAGGUCCUGACGGGAACAGCAAAGGCUGCGCUUUUGUAAAAUAUUCAUCUCACGCUGAAGCCCAGGCGGCCAUCGGUGCUCUCCAUGGCAGCCAGACCAUGCCGGGUGCGUCGUCCAGUCUGGUGGUGAAGUUUGCAGACACAGACAAGGAGCGCACCAUAAGGCGCAUGCAGCAGAUGGCAGGUCAGAUGGGCAUCUUCAACCCCAUGGCUCUGCAGUUUGGAGCAUACGGUGCUUACGCUCAGGUGCAGCAACAGGCCGCCUUGAUGGCGUCAGUGGGCCAGGGGGGUUACCUCAGCCCUAUGGCCGCCUUCGCAGCCGCCCAGAUGCAGCACAUGGCCACCAUCAAUGGCCUCCCUGGAGCGCCGCUCACGCCCACCUCAGGCGGCAGCACCCCUCCAGGCAUCAGCGCCCCCACGGUGACCAGCAUCCCCUCCCCCAUCAGCGUCAAUGGCUUCACUGGCAUGGCGCCCCCGCAAGCAAACGGGCAGCCCCCCGCAGAGGCCGUCUUCACCAACGGGAUACACCAUUACCCCGUGUUGCAGGAAGUGGUUUUUCGGGAGGAUUCUGAGAAAAACGGUCUGGGUGUCGCUCCAAGGAGUUGUUUCGGAGUUCAGGGUGGCUGCUUCCUGUCUUCUCUAUCUGAAGCUCAAAGUCCGACUGCAGCAGAUCCUCUCCAGCAGGCGUAUGCAGGAGUGCAGCAGUAUGCAGCAGCCUACCCCGCCGCAUACGGCCAGAUCAGCCAGGCCUUCCCCCACGCUCCCACCAUCAUCCCCCAGCAGCAGCGAGAAGGACCAGAAGGUUGCAACCUGUUCAUCUACCACCUCCCUCAGGAGUUUGGGGAUGGAGAACUGAUGCAGAUGUUCCUGCCAUUCGGUAAUGUCAUCUCCUCCAAAGUGUUUGUGGAUCGGGCGACAAACCAAAGUAAAUGCUUUGGCUUCGUGAGCUUCGAUAACCCAGGCAGUGCCCAAGCUGCCAUCCAGUCCAUGAACGGCUUCCAGAUCGGCAUGAAAAGACUCAAGGUGCAGCUGAAGAGGCCGAAGGACGCAAACCGCCCCUACUAGCCCCCAGGCCAGCCGCCAUGUCGCACACAGGUUUUGUAGAGCUGAAUCAUAUGUUGACUAUUUGCCACCCGCUACAGAACGCAAACUCAACAUCUGAGACGCUGAGGCUGCUUUCGGAAGGAGAGGACAUCGAGGGAGAGAGAGAGAGAGAGAUGUCAGAGUCAUGGAAAAUUCCUUUUGGAUGUACUGAAAAACAACUUUGGAACUCAAGAGAGAAUUUGUACCACCUUGGUUUUGCCCGUGGACUUGUUCUUCUGCACAUGUACACACCUCCUUCCUCCUGGAACCCUGCUUGGAUGACAGCUACUCUACCUUUUUUCUGGAACAACUUUGUCUUGAACAAUGACGGGAGCGGGGGAAGUAAAAAAAAAAGGAAAAGAAAACAAAAAAAAAAACCAUCCAAUGAUCAACACCAGUGAACUUUUAAAAGGGAACAUGGAUGUCCAAAGUCCAACCAGAGCAUAAGAAACUUUUUAAAAAACGGGAGUCGAGAUGCUUUGAAUUUGGGCCGUUGAAACACGAAGGAAUGCGUUUCAGAAGAAGUGAUGUCAGGACACACAUUUGGGAUGGCCGUCUUUAGCUUCGGAGUGCCUGUCCGUUUCCAGGGGAUACCGUUGCCAAGGAGAACCCUAGCAACAGUCUUACCUGUCAUUCCUCAGUUGUUUUAGGGACCAAAAGACCAAACGUUUUUAUCGCUGAGAACUUGUAGCUCUACUAUACUUGGACCACUCCCUCUCCUUCAGUCCGGACCAGAGUCGUACUCUUUACGAGGGUACGUGUGUGUGUACAUACAUAUAUAUAUUGCCAAUAUGCUUUUGGAAUACGGGCGACACUCUUUCAGACGACCAAAACGGGGUCCGUCACGUUGGUAGUUUGCAAUUAGGAUUGGGGAGGGACGGCGAGUGCAUGGGAGGGGCAAUCACAGCCUUAUCUUUUUUAACAUCCUAACCUCAUAGAUAGUAACAUCGCAAACUAUAUGACCUUCUUUAUAUCUGCAGUACAUAUAUACCAAGCAUUGGAGAACAUGUAUUCAUAUAUACCACAUAUAUGGAUAAGCAGAUAUUAACCACGAGCAAAUAUAUGUACUUAUAUAUUUGAUAUAUGUGUGUCUGUGUAUAGAACGCGACAGACUAUGUUGAGCUGGCAUUUUGGGUAGAUUUUAGCUGGGAGUUUUGGGAUGAAUGGCAAAACCGGCAGCUCCCGAAAAACUGCAGGCAUUCCUACCCGAUGACCUACAAGUACAGGCCAAAAGUUUGGACACACCUUCUCCUCGUUCAAUGCGUUUUCUUUAUUUCCAUUGUAGAUUGUCACAUCAAAACUAUGAAUGAACACAUGUGGAGUUAU